UAGUCCUACGGGAUCAACUAGAAAUACACUGUUGCUAUGGUUACCAGCAGUUUGUGCACCUUGUGCACUGGUGUACAGGGGUGGUAAACUGUUGACUGGAUCUCUUCCUGGCAUAUGAUUUUAACUCACAAUUUUUCUGUGAACAUAGCAUGACUGAAUGUCCUCAUGACAGUCUGAUCUCCUGUUCGAACCCACAACAAGUCGAUAAAAUUGUGUUUGUGAUACAUUUGGACACUGAAAUGUGUUAUGCUUACUUGGAGGGUAGGCUAUCCCAAGCCUGGAAGCAUUUCACAGUAUAAACCUCAACCACCAUCAUUAUGCAACAUUGUUUUUUUAAGUAGGCUUAUUGUAAACAAACAAAACCGCUGAUGAGCUACCAGCUUUGUGAAAAACAUUGUGGGCCACUGGCUCAGAAUCAGUGUUUUAUGUUUCACACCAUAAAACAGAAAGUGCUGCUCCUUUUUUUUUUUUUUUUUACUGCAAACAGCUUCAGGAGAACUUUUGUUUUCCUGGGACUGAAGAAACUGGUCUCAAGGAAACCCACCGUCCCUGUUACCAGGAAAAAGCAUCAGAGUGAGAGCUCUGUGCCCUUCACUGCUCUCUGCGGUGUAACCGGAUCAGGGCAGAGCAGAGGGACGUACAGGAGGCUUGUUUGCCUCCAAAUGAGCCAAUGAGAUCGGCUUUACAUUAGACUGACAGCCUGGCUCAGCGAGCCCGGAGACGCCAUCCUGGUUUGACAACCGUCCGACAGCCAAUGCGGAUCCACGGGGGACAGGAACGGAGGGAAAAAAGCAAAAUACGAAUCUGACUUCCUGUAGGUCAAACGUUUACCUGCCACCUGCGGGACGUUAGAGUCUGACUGAGGAAAAAGGGGGAAGCAACAUUCACAACGAUGGCUCUGUCGCAGCUCCUGGACGACUCACCUCUGAGGUUGGGCCCAAAAUGCACCGGGGCCGACGACCUGAACUUGCAAGAGUUGUACAACGAGAGACACCGGCUGGCUCUGGAGGAGCUGCUGUCGGGGGGGCUCGACAACUUUCUGGACUUCCUCAGGAAAGAGAGGAUCCCCAACUUUCUCUCGGACGAUGAGAUCCAGCGGAUCCGGAGCGCCGCCGUGCCCCCGCGGUGCGUGUCCCUGCUCCACGGCGAGGACCAGCCACUGGAGCAGUCGCUCAGCUGCUCCCUGGACUGCUCCUCCGUCACCUAUUUCCCCGAGGUGUCGGACGUGGAGCCGCCGCUGCUGGAGAUGGGCUGGCCCGCCUUCACCGCCGGCUCGUACCGAGGAGUCACACGGGCCGUGGCGCACUUCCAGCCCAGCUACGGGGAGUGCAUAUACAGCUGCAAGGAGGCUGCGAGGCGUAUGAUUAAAAGUGCCAGAGAGGUGAUUGCCAUAGUUACAGACUCCCUGACAGACCUGGAUAUCUUUAAGGAUCUUCAGGAGGCAUGCUCCAGCCGCAAAGUCCCCGUCUAUAUCCUGCUGGACCAAUCAUGUGCUCCUGCUUUCCUCAAGAUGUGCAACAAUGUUGGCGUUCGCCUGGAUGACCUUCGGCAAAUGAGAGUGCGAAUCAUAACUGGUACAACUUAUUACAUGAGAUCAGGAGCGAGGAUUACUGGGAAGGUUCAUGAGAGGUUCAUGCUGAUUGAUGGAAACAGAGUGGCUACAGGUUCCUACAGGUUCAACUGGACUGAUGGCAAACUAAACAGCAGCAACCUGAUCGAGCUUUCUGGUCAGAUAACUGAGAAAUUUGACGAGGAGUUCCGCAUCCUCUACGCCCAGUCUCUGCCUAUAAACACCCGAGGGCCUCCAAGUGUCCGGAACAGCGGCAUCUACGAGCAUCUCCUCCUCAAACACUCGGCCACCUCCUCCCCUCACCAGGCCAGAGAGAGGCCUGUGGAGCUGGUCUGUCUGACGAGCACCCCCAGCCGCAAGCCCCAAACUCUGGCUGUCCAGCCCCCGUGUGAACCCUCGACUCCAGAUCACCGUAAUACCGACCCAGUGUCCGACUCCUCCACCAUAGAUGAGGACUGGACAGAGCAGAAGCACAUGCAGGAGGAGAUUCUGGCUGGUAGCACCGCUCGCCAUUUCCCUGCAGACCAGCCAGCAGAGAAAGAGACCGUGACCCCCAACACUGUCUCCUGCCACGCCUCCACUCAAACCAGCCACUCAGUGACGGACAGGGACACCCAGACGGACAUCCAGCUCACACAACACCCCGACCUCAUCUCACCAACAAGCACAGGGCCAAACGGGGCCACGUCUCCGUCUUUUGCGUCUCCAGGGCAGAUCUCGCCCACCCAGGCUGCUGCAGACAGCACCUUAAAGGACUGCUUCCACAAGCUGACCAAAGAGCGCCAGCACCACUACUCAAACAUCCGCUCCAAGUUGGAACACAUGGUGACCGCCCUGUCCCAGAGGCGAGAGCUAAUGGACGUCACUAACAUGACUCAGGGGCCUGGCGCUCACAGCAGGGACAGGGUACACAAAGACUGUGGGCAGGCACCAGACCCCAGACUGCUUGUUGAAAGUGUGGUGAUGGGCACAUGGCCAAGAGCCAGAUGUGUACACUAGUUUGUCUUCAGGGUCUUCGUUGGAGGGUUGUGGGGGGAAGAGCUGUGGCCAGGUUUCUUGUGGAUCCUGUGUUUCAAAUAAAUGGUUUUGGCUUAUGCAGUAGAAUUCCAGCUUUCUUCUGUUAAUCUUUUUUUCAGCAGUGCCCACUUUUGUCCUGCUUUCCAUGCUGUGUCCUGUCCAUGUCGAAGCAAUCUUUUGUGUAAUGGUAAGGCAGAUUUGUAAAUGACGUUAACAUCUUGCAGAAAUUAUGUUAACCGAAGACACGGUGCAAUAAUCAUUUUUUGACCAUGUCAGUUUAAUGAAUAUCAUUUACUGAGGUGGUUAAGACUUGAUAAUAUCUGCUGUAAUAUGAGUGAAAAAGCAUUCAAGUGCCUUUUUGGUUAUUUAAUCACAUUUGGCUGCUCUAACUGCAUCUCAACAACAUUCCAGAGAGCAGCUGGCUCUCACUGUGCUUUGCUAAUAAACAAAGUAGUAUUUUGCUA
This is a messenger RNA of Dicentrarchus labrax (European seabass), 3051 nucleotides long. It is a transcript of the gene sack1d, whose product is annotated as family with sequence similarity 83 member D. Gene Ontology annotation, cellular component: mitotic spindle pole; cytosol. The record is from RefSeq and is a predicted model, not a curated record. Lineage: Eukaryota; Metazoa; Chordata; Actinopteri; Moronidae. Gene Ontology annotation, biological process: protein localization to mitotic spindle; regulation of ERK1 and ERK2 cascade; positive regulation of cell cycle G1/S phase transition.